Molecule: messenger RNA, 903 nt
Organism: Capsella rubella
Lineage: Eukaryota; Viridiplantae; Streptophyta; Magnoliopsida; Brassicales; Brassicaceae
Product: mediator of RNA polymerase II transcription subunit 7a
Exons: 6
Coding region: 152-658 (168 amino acids)
Biological process (GO): regulation of transcription by RNA polymerase II
Cellular component (GO): core mediator complex; mediator complex
Molecular function (GO): transcription coregulator activity
Source: RefSeq, a predicted model, not a curated record
CCCAAACCAUUAUUUUCACUCUGUUUUUUUUUUUUCUUUCUUUGGUCUUGCUAUCUCGGCGUCGUCUUCUCCAAAACAAACCAAGCUUCUUCGAUCUUCUUCCUCGUGUGGUUUCCAUUUCGAUUCUUCAUUCCCAAAAGAUCUGUGGAGGAUGGCCACAGCUACGUACCCGCCUCCUCCUCCAUAUUACAGACUCUACAAGGAGUACUCAGAGAACCCUAACUCCGCUCCUGAACCUCCGCCUCCCAUUGAAGGCACCUACGUUUCUUUCGGAGGCAACUAUACAACUGAAGAUGUUCUUCCGAGCUUAGAGGAACAAGGAGUGCCUCAGCUUUAUCCCAAAGAUUCAAAUGUUGAUUAUAAGAAGGAACUCAGGUCGCUGAAUAGAGAGCUACAGUUACAUAUAUUGGAGCUUGCUGAUGUUCUUGUUGACAGACCUUCUCAGUAUGCAAAGAGGAUUGGUGAGAUAUCUUCAAUCUUCAAGAAUUUGCAUCACCUUCUCAAUUCCUUGAGGCCUCACCAAGCGAGAGCUACGCUUAUUCACAUAAUGGAGAUUCAAAUUCAACAGCGAAAACAAGCUGUGGAGGACAUUAAGAGGAGGAGAGAAGAAGCACAACGACUUCUAAAGGAUGCUUUCGUCACUUUAGAUGGACAAUAGAGUAAUGUUUGUUCUUACCCAUUUUGUGUAAAUUAGCUCUGAUAACCUGUGCCUGUUCUGUUAUCGACCCUCGGAACUUAUUUUGAUUGUUAACAUUUGGCAAUCAAACCAAUACAUUGUACCAGGAUUAUAAUAGACAACAAUGUACUGGUUUAUCUAUAGGAGGAAUGAACCGGUGAUACUAGUACUCCAGGAUGAACCGGAGCUAUAUAAUAUAAUACACAUAAAGAGAGAGUUGAUGUGAA